CUACUCAACUGUGGUUAAUCUUUUUUUUUUUUUUUGGAGACAGGGUUUCUCUGUGUAGCCUUGGUUGUCCUGAAACUCACUCUGUAGACCAGGCUGGCCGUGGUUAAUCUUGAUACUCAAAAUAGGAGGUGUUUUGUCUGUAUUUCUUGUUAAUAGUUUGGUAAUUGCUUGUGGGUGGAGCCUGAAUACUAUGGGAUUUGUGUUAAAUUUUACAUGAAAAUUUGUUUUUGUAGCAUUUAAUAUUAAAUUUGUGUAAGUUAGCCCAAAGAUUUUGAUCCCAGGAUUCUGUCUAAGCCAUUCAGUAUGCAGUGAGUACUUUAUGACUGCACUGCCCCAUACAGGAGAAGACGUUCUAGAAUGAGAACCCUGUGAAGGAGCAGACCUAGAGCCAGUUCUCAUUUGCCUACUGCUGGAAGACAUAACCAGAAGAGGCAUAAAAACCGGGCCAGCAUCCUUCGCUGCGGACCUUUGAGGCUGUCUGCUGUUCUUUUCACGUUUUUGUCCUCAACUCUUCCUUUCCUUUAUCCAGCCCUUGCCUGGCCUAGGCCUGUUGUGUUAUUCUAGCUUUACUGGGAGACUUAGGAGUUUAUUCUUCUCCUAAAUCACCAGAAGAAAGAAGAUAGUCAAUGAUAAAGUAUCUUUUACACGUUAUGCACAUUUCACAUGGAGACGGGAGGCAAGAAGUCACCUCCCGCACUGGGCGCUCUGGAGCUCGGUGUAGAAACUCAAUAGCUUCCUGUGCAGAUGAACAGCCUCACAUUGGAAACUACAGACUAUUGAAAACAAUCGGCAAGGGGAACUUCGCAAAAGUGAAGUUGGCAAGACACAUCCUCACAGGCAGAGAGGUUGCAAUAAAAAUAAUUGACAAAACUCAGUUGAAUCCAACAAGUCUACAAAAGCUCUUCAGAGAAGUAAGAAUAAUGAAGAUUCUAAAUCACCCAAACAUAGUGAAGUUGUUCGAGGUCAUUGAAACGGAAAAAACACUCUACUUAAUCAUGGAGUAUGCAAGUGGAGGUGAAGUAUUUGACUAUUUGGUUGCACAUGGAAGAAUGAAGGAAAAAGAAGCAAGAGCUAAAUUUAGACAGAUCGUAUCCGCAGUACAGUACUGCCACCAAAAACGGAUUGUUCACAGAGACCUCAAGGCUGAAAAUCUGUUGUUAGAUGCGGAUAUGAACAUUAAAAUAGCAGAUUUUGGUUUUAGCAAUGAAUUUACUGUUGGCAGUAAACUAGACACGUUUUGUGGUAGUCCUCCAUAUGCAGCCCCUGAGCUCUUUCAGGGUAAGAAGUAUGACGGGCCGGAAGUUGACGUGUGGAGUCUCGGCGUCAUUCUGUACACCCUAGUCAGUGGGUCGCUUCCCUUUGAUGGUCAAAACUUGAAGGAGCUGAGAGAGAGAGUCCUCCGAGGGAAGUACAGAAUCCCUUUCUACAUGUCCACGGACUGUGAGAACCUUCUCAAACGCUUUCUGGUGCUGAACCCAGUUAAACGUGGCACUCUUGAGCAAAUCAUGAAGGACAGGUGGAUCAAUGCAGGUCAUGAGGAAGAUGAGCUUAAGCCAUUUGUUGAACCAGAACUAGACAUCUCAGACCAGAAGAGAAUAGAUAUUAUGGUGGGAAUGGGAUAUUCCCAAGAAGAAAUUCAAGAAUCUCUUAGUAAAAUGAAAUACGAUGAAAUCACAGCUACAUACUUGUUACUGGGGAGAAAGUCUGCAGAGCUGGAUGCUAGUGACUCCAGUUCUAGCAGCAACCUUUCACUUGCUAAGGUGCGGCCAAGCAGUGACCUCAGCAAUAGCACUGGCCAGUCUCCUCAUCACAAAGGGCAGAGAAGUGUUUCUUCAAGUCAGAAGCAGAGACGGUACAGUGACCAUGCUGGACCAGCGAUUCCUUCAGCUGUGGCAUAUCCGAAGCGGAGCCAGACUAGCACUGCAGACAGUGACCUCAGAGAAGAUGGAGUUCCCUCCCGGAAAUCAAGCGGCAGUGCUGUGGGAGGGAAGGGGGUUGCUCCUGCCAGUCCCAUGCUUGGGAAUGCAAGCAAUCCCAAUAAAGCGGAUAUUCCAGAGCGCAAGAGAAGCCCUGCUGUCCCCAGUAGUAACACAGCAUCUGGUGGGAUGACACGGCGGAACACUUAUGUUUGCAGUGAGAGAUGUGCAGCAGAUAGACAUUCAGUGAUUCAGAACGGCAAAGAAAACAGCACUAUUCCAGACCAGAGAACUCCAGUUGCUUCUACCCACAGUAUUAGCAGUGCAACCACCCCAGAUCGCAUCCGCUUCCCACGCGGCACAGCCAGCCGUAGCACUUUCCACGGCCAACCUCGGGAGCGGCGAACCGCGACAUACAAUGGCCCACCUGCCUCACCCAGCUUGUCCCAUGAAGCCACACCACUGUCCCAGACUCGAAGCCGAGGUUCUACUAAUCUUUUUAGUAAAUUAACUUCCAAACUCACAAGAAGAAACAUGUCAUUCAGGUUUAUCAAAAGACUUCCAACUGAAUAUGAGAGGAACGGGAGAUAUGAGGGCUCAAGUCGCAAUGUAUCUUCGGAACAAAAGGAUGAAAACAGAGAGGCAAAGCCUCGUUCACUGCGCUUUACCUGGAGCAUGAAAACCACCAGUUCCAUGGAUCCCAGCGACAUGAUGCGGGAGAUCCGCAAAGUACUGGACGCCAAUAACUGCGACUAUGAGCAGAGGGAGCGCUUCCUGCUCUUCUGUGUCCAUGGCGACGGGCACGCAGAGAACCUGGUACAGUGGGAAAUGGAAGUCUGUAAGCUGCCAAGACUGUCUCUGAAUGGAGUCCGGUUUAAGCGGAUAUCAGGGACAUCCAUAGCUUUCAAAAAUAUUGCUUCCAAAAUUGCCAAUGAGCUAAAGCUGUAACCCAGUAAUUAUGGUGUAAAUUAGGUAGCAGCCUAAGGUGUGUGCAGCGCACUGUGGAGAUGUGUAGAGGAAUAUUUAGGCAAUAGCGUCUGCAUCUUUUAAAUCAUGACCUUAAAGUCUGAGGACGAGCGCGCCCAGGAGCGAAGGCUGGCCUUCUCAACGAAUGCACUACAUUAAAGUCUGUGACCUGUG
Mastomys coucha (southern multimammate mouse) is the source of this 3056-nucleotide messenger RNA. It is a transcript of the gene Mark3, whose product is annotated as microtubule affinity regulating kinase 3. Lineage: Eukaryota; Metazoa; Chordata; Mammalia; Rodentia; Muridae. The record is from RefSeq and is a predicted model, not a curated record. Gene Ontology annotation, molecular function: protein serine/threonine kinase activity; ATP binding. Gene Ontology annotation, cellular component: cytoplasm; plasma membrane. The transcript is spliced from 18 exons. The coding region runs from base 627 to 2864 and encodes 745 amino acids. Gene Ontology annotation, biological process: intracellular signal transduction; protein phosphorylation.